UGUAAAUCGAAUUCCGAAUUACCGAUAGUUCAAUAUAGAAACUGUAGCAAUCGAAUAGCUGUAGCAAAUUUCAUCGAAACCUCAAUAGCAGCGAAUAAAAAUCGAUUUUUGUUUCAGCCCUACUUCAAUUCGGAGCCACAAGAAAUACAAGCAGAAAAACGGAAGUUCUGCCGCACAGAAGGCUUACAAUAAAUAUAUAUAACUAAGUAAAUCGCCGUUAGGAAUCCCGCGCUUUUUUACCGUUUCCAAGCAAACCAAACACAAUCCCACAGAUUAGCAUUGUCUAGUAAUUACGCAAAAAUUCCGUCACCCACACACUCACACAGACGCACGAGGUACAGAAAGAAACGGAAAGUGAAGUAGAAAUCAAAUAGAGAGAAAAAGUGCGAAAACAUGACUUCCGAUAUCGCCAUGCAAUUGAUUGCCAUUUUGGAGAAGACCGUGUCGCCAGACAAAAAUGAGCUGCUAUCGGCGAAGAACUUCCUGGAGCAGGCGGCGGCCAGCAAUCUGCCUGAAUUUCUCAAGGCGCUGUCAGAGAUCCUAGUGAACACGACCAACAGCGCGGUGGCGCGAAUGGCAGCCGGUCUCCAGCUGAAGAACCACCUGACCAGCAAGGACGAGAAGAUCAGCCAACAGUACCAGGAGCGCUGGCAUCAGUUUCCCAGCGAAAUCCGCGAGUUGAUCAAGAAUAACAUCCUCGCUGCUUUGGGUACCGAGAACACCCGACCCUCCUGCGCCGCCCAGUGCGUGGCCUAUGUGGCCGUGAUCGAACUGCCGAUAAACCGCUGGUCCAUGCUCAUCCAGACACUGGUGAACAAGGUGGUCAGCGAAGGAUCCAGCGAGAUGCAUCGCGAGUCGGCGCUGGAGGCGAUUGGCUACAUCUGUCAGGACAUUCGGUUCGGCGUCCUGGAGAACCAGUCCAACGACGUGCUGACCGCUAUUAUUCACGGCAUGAGAAAGGUAGAGCCGAGCAAUCACGUUCGCUUGGCGGCCACCACUGCCCUUCACAACUCGCUGGAGUUUACCAAAUCAAACUUUGAGAAGGACAUGGAGCGCAACUUCAUCAUGGAGGUGGUGUGCGAGGCCACUCAGUGCCAGGACUCGCAAAUCUGCGUCGCCGCUCUGCAGUGUCUGGUGAAGGUUAUGACCCUAUACUACCAGUUCAUGGAGCCCUACAUGGCACAGGCUCUUUUUCCUAUUACCUUGGCGGCCAUGAAGUCAGAGAACGAUGCUGUAGCGCUGCAGGGCAUAGAGUUCUGGUCGAACGUCUGCGAUGAGGAGAUAGAUCUGGCCAUCGAAAGCCAGGAGGCCACUGAUCAAGGCCGUGCUCCGCAGCGAGUAUCGAAGCACUAUGCUCGCGGUGCUCUGCAGUUCCUGACGCCGGUGCUCGUCGAGAAACUAGCCAAGCAAGACGAGUGCGAUGACGAGGACACCUGGAGCCCGGCGAAGGCCUCCUCCGUUUGCCUCAUGGUGCUGGCCACCUGUUGCGAGGAUGAGAUCGUGCCACAUGUGCUUCCCUUCAUCAAGGAGAACAUCGAGUCACCUAAUUGGCGAUACCGCGACGCAGCGGUGAUGACUUUCGGCUCCGUGCUGAAUGGAUUGGAGACCAAUACUUUAAAGCCGCUCGUGGAGCAGGCCAUGCCCACGCUUAUUCGACUGAUGUACGACUCCAGUGUUAUUGUGCGCGAUACCACCGCCUGGACAUUCGGACGCAUUUGCGAUAUAAUUCCCGAGGCGGCUAUCAACAAGACAUAUCUUCAAACUCUUCUAGAGUGCUUCGUGAAGAGCUUAAAGUCGGAGCCCCGUGUAGCGGCCAACGUGUGCUGGGCCUUCAUUGGCCUUUCCGAUGCCGCUUGCGAAGCAGCGGUCACCACCGAGGGAGAGACUCCGGAGACUUACGCCUUGUCCCCGUACUUUGAGAUCAUUAUUACCCAGCUGUUGGAGACCACUGAUCGUUCGGAUGGAGCUCAAGCCAACUUGCGAGGUGCUGCUUAUGAAGCGCUGAUGGAUAUGAUCAAGAACUCGCCCUUGGAUUGCUACUUGGUGGUGCAGCGCACCACGCUGGUGAUUUUGGAGCGCUUGAACCAAGUGAUGCAGAUGGAAACCCAGAUAAACAAUCACAGCGACCGUCAUCAGUUCAACGACCUACAAUCGCUUCUGUGCGCCACUCUGCAAAGCGUUUUGAGAAAGGUCCAUGAACAGGAUGCUCCACAAAUUUCCGAUGCUAUCAUGACCGCUCUGCUGACCAUGUUUAAUUCAAGUGCUGGAAAGUCGGGUGGCGUGCAGGAGGAUGCCUUCCUGGCCGUUUCGACACUGGUUGAGCUCUUGGGAGCACAGUUCGCCAAGUACAUGCCGGCUUUCAAGGACUUCCUCGUCAUGGGUCUGAAGAAUCAUCAGGAGUACCAGGUCUGCUGCGCAUCUGUUGGUCUCACCGGCGACAUUUUCCGCGCCCUUAAGGAUUUGAUGAUGCCCUACGCCAACGAGAUUAUGACCGUUUUGAUAAACAAUCUAGCGGAACCGUCUCUACAUCGAAGCGUCAAGCCCCAGAUCCUGUCUGCUUUCGGGGAUGUUGCGUUGAGCAUUGGUAGCAACUUCUUGACAUAUUUGAACAUGGUCCUAGAUAUGUUGCGCGCUGCAUCCAAUCUGCAGACGGAUGCCAACAACUUCGAUAUGAACGAGUACAUCAACGAGCUGCGUGAAAGCGUCCUUGAAGCCUACACUGGCAUCAUGCAGGGCCUUAAGGGCGUAGACCAGACUCCUCAUCCGGACGUUAUGCACAUGGAGCCCCACCUGAUGCACAUUAUUUCGUUCAUCAAGCGCAUCGCUCAGGAGGGCGACGUGUCCGACUCGAUGUUGGCCAGUGCCGCUGGCUUCAUUGGCGACCUUUGCACUUCGUUCGGUCCGCGGCUGUACCCGUUGCUGGACGAUGCCAUCAUUACACAAUUCCUGGCCGAGGGUAAGCGCUCCAAGGCGCAGCGAACCAAGAUGCUGUGCACCUGGGCCGUCAAGGAGAUCAAGAAAAUCAAUACCCAGGUCAUCACGCAGUAGGCCACCUGCUAGAGGUUAAUGUUUCUCAGACCCUCAAGAUUGUAUGUUAUGCAGUCAAACUGUCCAGUCCGAAUUCUCUGAUUAAAAGAUUCUAUCUGCUAAGUUUGUUUGUCCGAUCUAUUGUUGCUAUGCAACUUCUAAAUGCUAAGACCCAUUGUUUAUACAACUUCUUACUAGCUUUAAGCUCCAUUAUGAACCACUGUUUCGACUCAAUAUUUUAAUUAAGGUCUGUUGAUAUUCGUGUGAGUUAUUUAACCCUUAAUUAUUGUCCUCGCUCGGUAAUGCAAAUCCAAAAACGAACUACCCAUUGACUAAAGCACUUCGCAAUCGAUAGUUACUGCUGUACGGACUUUGACAUUUUUACAAACCGGCUUUAAUGGCAGUUUAGUUUUGGGUAGGCUACAGCAACCAGCGCUUUAGUAGCCCGAUUUUAAGCAUUACCAAAAAGUAAACGAAGCUGUUAUUCAAAUGAUGUAAAAUUUAAAAUUACUUGUAAAAAUCGGUAGAAAAAAUUGCUUUAUUAAGAAAAAAUACAAUGAAUGCAUUGCUGCCCCCUUUGGAAACAUUAACUUGUAGCGGAUUUAAGAGCCACACCUUAGGAUCUAAGAACUCAUGUAUCUAUCCUACUACCCUCACUACCCCAACAAAAAAAUAUAUAAACUAAGAAUGAAUGUCUUGAGUGUGAACCGAACCGAAUGUGAUGGCGUGAAACAUAUGAGUAUAUGAGAUCGAGUAUGUAUUAGCACUACCUAGACCAUAUAAGUUGCGUGCCUGUGGUCCGACCCCUACUUCCUAUGCCAAUAGUUAUGCUGUGAUGAAUGCUUGAGGAAACCCCUGUAAGUGGUAAUUUGAUUGCGAGAAACCCCACGAAAUGUUUGAAAAUGGAUAAGGACUUCCCUUUUCUGUGGCGCGCGUGUGUAUCGGCGUGUUGUGUGAUAUUAUGGACUAAGCGUAAGAACUUUUCUAGUGAAACGAAUGAUUUUAGACCUAAGGAAACCGAACAGCAAUUCAAAAAGAUUUUAAACGGAUUUGAAUUUAAAUUUAAAAGCAAACGAAACGAAACGAACCUAAAUGUAAAACACUCACGACGACUGAAAACGAAACCAACCUAGCAACUAAAACGAAAAACGAAAUACGAAAUGACUUAGGGACGUACAAAGGCUCGGGCGUGGCUGUUUCAAAGACCCAUCUCCUAAAUUACUUUAAAGACAGAACCCGCGUUUAAGUCAGCCUCGCCCAAAGCCCACAAAAGCACGAACAUUGGAAAUUAUUUUAUUUUUGUGUAUACGAUUUAGUGUGCUCUCAUUAAUUCCAACCAAUGACGCUUAGUUUGCCCCUCAUUUUACCUUUUGUAUUUACCUUAAAGUGGGGAGAACAACAACGAGAAACAAAGAAAACAGCAAAAAGAACAACCAAGCAACUACCUGCAGCACACACAACACUUGUAUAAUUAAUAUAUAUAUUAGGUAAACGUAAACGCAACUACUAAAACUAAAUACGCAACGGACCAGGGUAUACAAAAACAUAACUAUAUAAAUCGCAGGGGUGCUGGAAAAUUUGUAGUAGUUUGCAACCUAGCUAACGGCUUCUGAAAGCGUGUUGCACAUAUUUACUCUGAAAAUUCGAUCGAAACUACUUUUCGAUGCCUUAGGAAGGAUUCGAAGAUGCUGCAAAUUCUCUGGCGCCCCGCAAACCAAAAGUUCCAUAGAGAUAUAGAACGCAUAAAGACACUACAUGACAGCUUGAUAGGAAAAACAGCGAUUCAUACUUCAUUUAGUUAUUUUAUCAUAUACAAACCACACAAACCAUACAAAAACAUAACCAGAAACUACCUUACGAAAAAGACGCGACUGUGAACGAUGAGAAGUAAAUGGAGGAUACAAAUGAAGUCGAAAGUAACCGUUUAAAAUCUUUUCACAACAUUAGAUUACACUGAAUGAAGUGAGUUGUAGUGAACUACUGUAGAUAUAAGCGCACAUAUAAUACGUAUUCUGUACACAAAUUUCGAAAUUGUAACAACGAGUUGGUAAAUUGGGUUGAAAUCUUGUUUUGAACUCUACGAAUGAAUUCUAAGGCUCCACAAGUUGCCAUUUCAAAAGCUAAACAAUCUCAUUGGUAAUAUUUGUCUAGUUUCGCCAUAAUGUAUCGCACAGCCGUCCAAGAAAGAAAUAAAUUAACAUUUGUUGUUUUAUCAGAUUUGAACAUAUCAGAAAUAGGAAUUUUGAAAUGACAACUUCGAGCGCUUGAGGAGAACAUGAAAUGCCAACAUUAAUUAGAUGUACACUAAUAUUAGCUAUGAAUGAUCGGAUGCGGAUGAUAUAAAUGAGUGACUCCGAAUCUUUGGAAGAGCGAAAGCUGAGCAACGCCUACUGGAUGUGAACGUGAACGUAUAAGGCUGUGGCAUUCAACAUGUGUGGUGAUUGAAUAUUAUGAGGAUGACACUUGUGCAUUGAAUGAAGAUGAUGAUAUGUGAAAUAUGUGAUGGGAUGAAAUAUGUCGAUGGUUGUUUAUGAGAGUGACUGAUGGAGGGAGGAGUAUGUCUAGCAGAAAUCACCAACAAACUAAAACACGUCACUCAACUCAUUUAGCACAAAUUUCUACCUUUUAUACAUACCUACAUUUCCCAGUUUUAUAAACAGUAGAGUGCUUGGAACUGUGACUGAGUAAAGUUGUAUGUAACCAUUCCAGAAGCAAACAUAAAACCAUUACAAUUGAGGGACUAACGAGUUUGUUACACCUAGCUGUUAAGAAGAGUUCAUGUCACUAGAGUAAGCCAGGGAAUUGGCAAACGGUUGAAGGGCAAGCUCCAAUAAAAAGCACGGUGGACCCCCACUUUUUGGACACUCCACUGUGCAAGCUAAGGGUUUUCAAUGGGCUUGCCCUUCGACCCUUGCCGUAUGUGCGAAUGGUCGUCGUCUGAUGUAAGAUUAAAAAACCAAUAAACUAGAAACGCAACUGCAACUGCAACUGCAACUUUGCCUGUGAUCCGAUCAUCUGUAUGGAGUGUACGCUGUGUGAAAGACUUGUGUGGAUAUAUAUGAUAUCUGUGAAGUAAGAAAAAGCACCCCGCGCAGCAAAGAAGCGAUAUUUUUUUGUAAACAUUUAAAGGAUUGCAAUUGAAUGCACAAAUGAAGGUGUGAGCUAAAGCAAAUGAAAAACGUAACAUAUGGUACUGAUUUUAUACUGAGAACUGAGACUUACUAUGUAUACAUACAACAAACCACAAGACAACCAACUUACUUACUUAAGGACUCACGAGGAUUACUUUACGCGGGACUCUACACAACGUACACUAGAACAAUACUACAAUACCACAAUACUACACACGAAACGCCAACUAGUGAAAUUUACACCUUACCCACAUUACAAGCCACUUAUUACACCAACGUACAUAUGAGCAUUAUAAUCGAUUAACCUAAAUAUACACUGACUAUUGGUGACGCUGACGCGCGGUGCUUUAGCCGAAAGUAAACUAAGUAUAUGUGCUACUCGGUAUGCUAGUUCAUCCUAAUUAGCCAGUAAGUAGGGAUGCGCGAGAGAACCUUUGAUCCACGAUUGCGAUAGGAGAGAAUCAAUUAUGUUACGUUAUUUAGUAUGCUGUAUUAUCAAUUACAAACCAAACAAUGAAAGCCCAACCC
Molecule: messenger RNA, 6686 nt
Organism: Drosophila erecta
Lineage: Eukaryota; Metazoa; Arthropoda; Insecta; Diptera; Drosophilidae
Gene: Fs(2)Ket
Product: importin subunit beta
Exons: 8
Coding region: 394-3048 (884 amino acids)
Biological process (GO): protein import into nucleus
Cellular component (GO): cytoplasm; nucleus
Molecular function (GO): nuclear import signal receptor activity; small GTPase binding
Source: RefSeq, a predicted model, not a curated record